UCUAUAGAAGCUGAUGCUGAAGGAGAUGAGCCAGGUCAUCGCCGAGCGCGUGCUGGAGGACGCGCAGGCCGCCGACAUCUUCCGCGCGCGCAUCGCCGAGGCGCACCGCCCGCGCGACCCCGCCUACCUGCAGCCCGAGUUACCGCACCCGUUGUUCGCGCUGGACGUCGAGCAAGCGCUCUGCGCGCACGACAAGCACCCGCACCUUCGGCUCGAGUUGCUCUGGGACCCGGCGCACAGGGACAGCAUCAUCCGGAGCAUGGGCGAGGCGUGCGAGGUGCACGUGUCGGCGGCGGGCGCGGCGCCGCUCACGCUGCACGCCUGCCUCGCGCACUACACGCGCGCCGAGCACCUGGCGCAGGAGGACGCCUGGAGGUGAGUCUCCGCAGUACAGCGACACUUGAAUGUUGUUACAUCAUCCGGAGCAUGGGCGAGGCGUGCGAGGUGCACGUGUCGGCGGCGG
Messenger RNA from Ostrinia nubilalis (European corn borer), 463 nucleotides. RefSeq lists its product as uncharacterized. The coding region runs from base 14 to 379 and encodes 121 amino acids. The transcript is spliced from 3 exons. The record is from RefSeq and is a predicted model, not a curated record. NCBI's taxonomy places the organism in Eukaryota, Metazoa, Arthropoda, Insecta, Lepidoptera, Crambidae.